CGUCAUCCCAAUGCCAAUAGGCUAUGUCGGCGCCGCUGUUGGGGGUUUUCCAUCGUGGACAGGCACAGAUUCCACUUGGGGACUGGUGAGAAUCAGGAGUUUUGCUGCUCCAGCUCCGUCGCUCGAGGCUUCGAUUCGCGAAUGUAGGCCCAGAAGGGAUUGGAGGAGCCAGGCGAGCCAGCGCGGUGGCUAUAGAUUUCGAAACAGCGAUGGGAAGUUUGAGUAUAUUUCCAAGGAGGAGUUCUACGAGUCCAGCGCAGCGGCGGAUGGUUCUUCCGGCGUUGUUCUUCGUCUUGUCUGGGGGAAAAAAUUGCUACGGCAGUUUUGGAAGAUCAUGACCUUUGCUGGACCCGCGCUUGGGAUCUGGCUUUUCAGUCCUUUGAUGAGCCUCAUUGACACUGCGGUGAUUGGAAAUUGUAGCACCCUCGAGCUAGCAGCGCUUGGGCCAGCAACAGUUCUUUGCGACCAUGUCUCGUAUUUGUUCAUGUUUUUAUCGGUGGCCACCUCCAAUCUUAUUGCAACUUCGCUGGCUCGCAAUGAUCUGGAAGAAGCAGCGCAGCAUUUGUCUCGGCUGCUUUUGAUAUCGUUGAGCCUCGGCAUCGGCAUGCUCGUUUUGAUGGAGUUCUACGCGACUCCACUUCUCCAAGGUUUCCUAAAGUCACAGAAUUCUUUCCUGGUAUCUCCUGCUGCGACAUACGUAAAGAUUAGAGCUUUGUCAUGGCCAGCAAUGCUUGUUGGAAUGGUUGCUCAAAGUGCUAUCCUUGGAAUGAAGGAUUCUUGGAGCCCUUUGAAGGUGCUAGCCAUUGCCGGUGCUAUUAAUGCCGUCGGAGACAUUCUUCUGUGCUCGUCUCUAGGAUUUGGAAUCGCCGGCGCGGCUUGGGCAACAUCUUUUGCUCAGUAUGUUGCAGUGGUUUUGAUGCUCAAGUCUUUAGUUCAUAAAGGAUACAACAUAUUUCUUGUCUGCCUCCCGUCAAGAAAAGAUUUGAAGCAGCUCCUGAAAAUAGUCGUUCCUGUUUUGACAACGACCGUUUUUGAGGUCGUGUUUUAUACUCUGUGUACAUAUCUUGCAUCGACGUUGGGGCCCCUAAAUCUUGCUGCGCACCAGGUGAUGAUAGGAAUCCAGAACUUGUGCUACGUAUGGGGAGAACCUUUAGCUCAGACAGCGCAGACAUUCAUGCCUGCGUUACUUGAUGGAUCCUCUCGCGACUUGAAUCAGGCCCGUGUUCUUCUCCAAAUCCUUCUCAUUAUUGGUGCAACAGUGGGGCUUGUUGCUGGGUUUUCCGCGAUCUCAAUCCCGUGGCUUGUUCCGCAAGUCUUCACAAAGGACGUGGUGAUAAUUGAGAAAAUGCGUAGAAUAAGUCUGCCGGUGCUGUGCACGCUGGUCGUGACUCCACCCAUGCUUGCACUGGAAGGCACUUUACUGGCAGGACGAGAUCUCAAAUUCCUAGGCUUCGCAAUGGUCUGCUGCUACUCUGGCGGAAUAAUGGUCACCCUGGCAUUCUACCGAGCUGGAUUUGGGCUCCCCGGCUUCUGGUGGACGUUGUUCUUGAUCGAACUGAGCCGGACAUCGGUGGCACUGAUUCGAUUGACUUCGUCGCAGAGCUUUCUCGCUGACAAGCGACGUCCAAGCGGCCGAGAAAAGCUCGAGAGGGGCUGAGUGUGUUGCCUGGAGGAUGGGCUACGUAUAAAGCGCGUCAUGGGAUAUUCCGUGAAUAUUAUUGUCCGACAGAAUGUACCUCGUGCGGGCGGAAUAUCCUGCCGCAUUUUCCGUCCGUUAAGAGGUCCCUUAAAGAACACCCGUGAAGGGUGAAAAAGAAAUUUUCGGUGCU
Molecule: messenger RNA, 1829 nt
Organism: Selaginella moellendorffii
Lineage: Eukaryota; Viridiplantae; Streptophyta; Lycopodiopsida; Selaginellales; Selaginellaceae
Product: protein DETOXIFICATION 46, chloroplastic
Exons: 15
Coding region: 11-1657 (548 amino acids)
Biological process (GO): transmembrane transport
Cellular component (GO): membrane
Molecular function (GO): xenobiotic transmembrane transporter activity; antiporter activity
Source: RefSeq, a predicted model, not a curated record